GAGAGUGUGGGACGAGAGUUUGCGAGUUAGUCAGUCAGUGCUUGACUGGGGAAGACAUGAAACAAUUUUAGUGAGAGAGGAACUUCGCAAAACUUAUUGUGCGCCUCUUUCUGUGGUGUAUAAAUAUAUGUUCAACAUCUUAUCAAUGGCUAGUUCUGGAUUAUUAAACAGAGCGACGGGGGAACGCGCAGACAGCCCGCAACUUUGUAAAAAGUUGAUUUUCUUCAUAAACUCUUCUCUUCCCAGCAUGUUUUUAUUACCGUGCUCCCUGGCUGCCCUGUUGCUGGUCUUAGCACCGCUGUGCUCUGGGCUUAAUUUGGACGUGGAGACACCGACGCUCUUCAGCGGACCUAACGGGAGCUACUUCGGGUUUUCAGUGGAGUUUUAUCUCCCGGGUUCCUCAAGUGUAAGCGUUCUGAUUGGUGCUCCCAAAGCCAACACCAGCCAACCGAAUAUCACCGAGGGCGGAGCUGUGUACUACUGCCCCUGGGCCCGCAACCAAUCAGAUUGCAGGAUCAUAGAGUUCGACACCAAAGGGGACAGAACCACAGUCAUCAUCAACGCCACAGAACAGGCAGAGUUCAAAUCCAAUCAGUGGUUCGGAGCAACUGUGCGCUCCCAUAACGGCACUGUACUGGCCUGCGCCCCGCACUAUCACUGGAGGACCCAGAAGGACGAGGCUGGCUCCGACGCCACAGGGACCUGCUUCCUGUCAGUCGGUAACUUCACAGAGUUUGUGGAGUACGCGCCCUGCCGCUCGGAUCGGAAUGGUUCAGGGGGUCAGGGAUACUGCCAGGGCGGUUUCAGUGCUGAUUUCACCAAGAGGGGGAGGGUCGUCCUUGGCGGACCAGGAAGUUUCUUCUGGCAAGGUCAGCUGAUCUCUGCCACUCAGGAGGAGAUUGUCAAGUCGUAUUUCUCAGAGUACUUCAUCACGCAGGUGGGAGGGGAGAUCCAGACACGGCAGGCUCAUGCGUCGUACGACGACAGCUACCUGGGUUACUCUGUGGCUGUGGGAGAGUUCACUGGAGAUGCAGAUGAAGAUUUUGUAGCCGGGGUGCCAAAGGGAGCUCUGAUAAAUGGUUAUGUGGCUGUACUGAAUGGAACUGACCUGAAAUCCAUAUUCAACUAUUCGGGAGAGCAGAUGGGCUCCUAUUUUGGCUACGCUGUGGCUGUGACUGAUGUCAAUAACGAUGGUCUGGAUGACCUCCUCGUGGGCGCCCCCAUGUUCAUGGUGAGGGGUUCAGACGGGAGGCUUGAGGAGGUGGGGCGCACAUACCUGUACCUGCAGACUGUCCCCCUGGAGCAGGACCCCUCCCCCCAGACACUGACAGGUUCUGAGGUGUUCGGCAGAUUCGGGAGCUCCAUCGCCCCCCUCGGAGACCUGGACCAGGACGGCUUCAACGACGUUGCAGUCAGCUGUCCGUUCGGCGGCGAGGAGCAGCAGGGUCGGGUCUACAUCUAUAACGGCGGGGCCAGGGGGCUCCGGGACACCCCAUCCCAGGUGCUGGUGGGGCAGUGGGCGUCCAGCAGCCUGCCAGCCAGCUUCGGCUAUGCCAUGCGUGGGGGCAAGGACCUCGACGGGAAUGGCUACCCAGAUCUCCUAGUCGGGGCGUUUGGAGUAGACAAGGCAGUUCUAUACAGGGCCCGCCCGAUCGUGAACGCCAGCGCCACGCUCUUCGUGUACCCCGCCAUGAUCAAUCCGGAGGAGAAGGCCUGCUCCAUCAACACCACCAAGAACGGGGUCAACACCAGCGUCCCCGUCUCCUGUGUCACCCUUGGUUUCUGUCUCCACGCGAAUGGGAAGCACCUUUCAGACCGCAUAGAUUUCAACGUGGAGCUGCAGCUGGACCGGCUGAAGCAGAAGGGAGCGGUGAAGCGGGCUCUCUUCCUGCAGUCCAGGCAGCCCAGCCUGCAGCAAACCAUCAGUGUGCAGAACGGGUUGGGAGAGAUCUGCAGGGAGAUGAAGAUCUACCUGAGGGAUGAGUCAGAGUUCAGGGACAAGCUCUCCUCCAUUUAUCUCUCCCUGAACUUCAGUCUGGACCCCCUCGCCCCCGCGGACCGGCACGGCCUGCAGCCCAUCCUCAACUACCAGACCCAGGACCUCAUCGAGCAGAAGGCUCAGAUCCAGCUCGACUGUGGGGAUGACAACAUCUGUGUCCCAGAUCUCAAGCUCACAGUCCACGGGGACAGGAAGGAAGUGCACCUCGGGGAUGACAACUCUCUGACGCUCACCUUCAACGCCUGCAACGAGGGAGAGGGCGGGGCCUAUGAGGCGGAGCUCUACGUGGUUCCGCCCCCAGAAGCCGACUACAGCGGGAUCGUGCGAAACAACGAGAGCUUGUCCCAGCUCGCCUGCAGCUACGAGACUGAGAACCAGACCCGAGUGGUGAUCUGUGACCUGGGGAACCCCAUGCGGUCCGGCACCAGCCUCUGGGGGGGUCUGCGUUUCACUGUGCCGCACCUGAAGGACUCCAAGAGGACCGUGCAGUUCGACUUCCAGAUCAGAAGUAAAAACGAGAUGAAUUCCCGCAGUGAAGUCGCUGCGUACAAGCUGGAAGUCGCAGUGUUGGCAGAGGUCAUCUUCCAGGGGGUGUCCAAGCCGGAGAACGUGGUCUUCCCGCUGGUUAACUGGAAGGCCAGCAAGCGUCCUGUGAUGGAGCAGGACAUCGGGCCGCUGGUCAGGCAUGUGUAUGAGAUGGUGAAUAACGGCCCCAGCUUGAUAAGCCAUGCCGUCCUGGAGCUGAACUGUCCAAUGAAGAUUCAGAGUCACCAGCUGAUGUACCCUGUGGAGGUCUUUACCCACGGACCCCUCAACUGCACCACCAACAACACCAUCAACCCCUUCCAGGUCAAGCUGAACCACUCUCCCACGGAGCAGACCCCCACCCUCACCCCCGGCCCCGAGCACUACAUCCAGAAACGGGACGCCCCGCGGGACGCUCUCUCUGAAAUGGACACGCUGAGCUGCUCCCAGGUGGACUGUCUGAAGCUGCGCUGUGAGGUCGGGCUGCUGGAGAGGGGCACCAGCGCGGUCCUGGAGGUGCGAUCCCGGAUCUGGGCAGAGACCUUCACUCAGAGGAAGUAUCGCCCCUACGUGCUGGAGUGCCAGGCUGCUUACAACGUCCUCAAAAUGCCCUACGAAAUCCUGCCCAGGACGUCCCCUAGUGGAGCAAUACAGGUGAGCACGUCGGUGGUUUGGACCAAACCAGACAACCCGUACGCCGUGCCUCUGUGGAUCAUUAUCCUGGCAGUCCUCGCAGGACUCCUGCUGCUGGCACUGCUCAUCUAUAUAUUAUACAAGCUUGGUUUCUUCAAACGCUCCUUACCCUACGGCACCGCCAUGGAAAAGGCCGAACUCAAGCCCCAGGCUGCGUCCGAGGCCUAAACGGCAGUAGGCCACUAAGACCAAAAAAAAAAAAAAAACCAACAAAAAAUUAAAAUGAAAAAAACAUUGGAGUGAAACACUGCAGCGAGGAGGGAGACCACUGGAACUCAAAGACUGCACUAAACACAGCAAAAAAAAAAAAACCCAAAAGGAAUGUUUUUCAUUUCAUUUUACGAGGGUGGGCAGGAUGGGGAAUACAAGCAAACGAAUGCACGCGACUGGAUUGGAGAUCCGAGACUGAAAUGAAAAUGCAACCUGAUCUGUACAGCGUUGCGUUGCACUCCUCCAGUCAUGUGGAUGGUCAUGGGUGACCAUUGUUUAGUUGGCUUUUUAUGAACUGUUUCUGGCUGACCGUACCGACUGCAAUUUGUGUGUGCUUUUUUUUUUUUUUUUUUUAAUUUGUGUACAUUUUCUUUCAUUUGAUUUCAUCCAUAUAUAUUUUGUGUGUGUGUAUAUGUGAUUUAUUUGGUGCUAGAAUUGGGCUGCCUCCCUCAGUCACUCAAUUCAGGUAAGCCUGGGAAACUUGUCUCUGUAUAACUGUGUAGUGAGCAGCAGUACAGAAACUUGCAUUGCCAAGCAAAACGUAGGGAUCCCUUCCCACUCCUCCUCCAGCCCUGCUUUCCAUUAGCAUUUCCCCAGCGAACUCCCUCCCUCCCUGACAACGCAGUCUUCCUGCCUGGCCUCCAGCAGUCCUGGCCCUGCUCAGAAGUCGCUGAGUGUUGGGACUGGUGCAGAUUUUCCUGCCUUGCUGCAAUUCGGAGACGCUUGUAAAGCCCAGACUGUUCCAAUAGGGUACCCCUGUGCUGUUCCUGCACUGGCUGAUUUGUCUUGUUCUAAAGCCGUGUGGAUUGGACUGAGGAGAGAGAGAGAGAGAGAGAGAGAGAGAGAGAGGACGAGGACGUGUGUGCCUGACGGAGAGCGAAGUGGGGAUCUCUGCUCUUUGUUACAGGACUCCUGGAAUGAACCACUCUGUUGGUUCUGCAGACUGGUGCUCAAAGUGCAAAAACAGGAGCCUGGAUUCAAUCAAAAUUACAGCGCUGCCAAAAUCAUCCUCGGAUUUAGAAUUGAUUUACCAAACCAGUAUCGGAUGAGAACAGAGCAGUGAUUACUGCAUUUGUUUAAUGCUAGCAGCACUGCAUAGUAUGGCAAACGUCAUCUACAGUGCCAUUAUAUAUAUAUAUAUAUAUAUAUAUAUAUAUAUAUAUAUAAACUUGGGGUAAGAAUAGAUAUCGCAGCGCCAUAAACUUUGAUUUAACAAAGGUCACCCUGGAGAGGUGAGGGGUGCGUUUUCAGUCCUGUCCGAACGCCACUGCUAGUAGCUGCAGCUUUUUCUUUUUGUGUUUUUUUUUUCUUUUAAUGAUUUUGUUAGGUUUGAUAUUUAAUUUAAUCUGGGAAGUUUCCAGUACCUAGAUGUACUCGCGGUCGACUCGGAAGACGCUGCUGCUUUUAAAACUGGUCUUGAGAGAAGUAGGUAGCUUUUUGGGGUUACUAGAUUAGAUUGCAGCCUUCUAGUUCUGUAGCCGGACGGUAGAGAAGCCGGGGUACUGGGGAAUCCCUGAACGGUGUUGUAAGUGCAAUAUAUUUUACGUCCGAGACGUCAUUCUAGCUUGGAGUGUGGAGGACUGACCCAGAGGUGGCUUUCAUUCCCGUCUUACAAUGUACAUUUGUAAAGAUGCCAGUCCAGCAACGUUGCCCAUCAUAAUCUCAUCAGAAAACACACGUCACAGUCUGGUGGAAGGAUUGACAAUCAAGGAGAAGUAACUCCUGAUCAUAUCAACACUAAAGUGCCAUGAUAACACUGCAGAACACAAGAACGUUCAUGAACGAGAGGAGGCUGUCCGGCCCAUCGGUGCUCGUGCGGUUACCAGUAGCCAUUAGGUUUAAACUUUUGACGUUGCGCUCGGUGGCCCAUUGCGUACCCUCAAAGCCUUCUGUAUCCUGCAGAGCCCGGUGCUGCUCAAGCUGGAUGUUCAGAAGAGUCUAAUUCUGAGUCUCUGCAAUGAACUGAACUGGGUCAGUCCUCUCACGUUUUAUUUAGGCUUCCUUGGUUUUUCUUCCCCAAGCAAUUUCAAAAGUUGUAAAUAUGUAUUGGUAGAGAAGAAUAUUUGAAGUGUGCCUUUUGAAAAUUCAAUGAAAAAAUGAAUUUCCUCUCCCCAUAUUGGGUGACACAUAUAUAUAUAUUUUAUUUUGUUUUUCCUUUUUUGUUGUAUUUUACUGUUUUUUUAACAAGCAAAUAAAAUUGAUUUUGUACAAAAGCAA
Molecule: messenger RNA, 5644 nt
Organism: Acipenser ruthenus (sterlet)
Lineage: Eukaryota; Metazoa; Chordata; Actinopteri; Acipenseriformes; Acipenseridae
Product: integrin alpha-5-like
Exons: 30
Coding region: 128-3385 (1085 amino acids)
Biological process (GO): angiogenesis; cell-cell adhesion; cell-matrix adhesion
Cellular component (GO): external side of plasma membrane; integrin complex
Molecular function (GO): integrin binding
Source: RefSeq, a predicted model, not a curated record